UCACAGAACUUUCCGAUCAGCUAAUUUGAAACAUCUUGUGAAAAAGCCUAUUGAGCGGAGCUAAGCCAAACGUCAAACCGACCGAUCCCUACCUGAAAGUGAGCCUGCUUGAAGUAGUCAUUAGUGCACGUAAAAAGCUAUACAGAUAUUAUUGCGAACUAGUUUGUAACAUGAUGGAACUUUUUUAUAAUAACAAAGUUGAUUUGACAGCUGCUACGGAUUGAUUCGGCUUACUUUAUGCAUGCAUAUUAGACUAAAAGAAAUGAAAUAUACAAAUUAACUCAAAAAGUUAUAGUCUGGGAUUUAUGAUAGUCUGGGAUUUAUUCUAAAACUUUGUAGCAAACCUUUGCUGAUUGUUUUAGCCUGGAGAAAAUCUUUGAAAGAUCUCCCCGAGAAAAAAAUACGAGAUAUCCAUCAAAGUAUUACCGGAAGCAGCACUGACGGUAUAGCUAGAAAAAUUUAUUUAUGAAAUUCUAAUACAAACAUUGAGGAAAGCUUUGGUGCAAUUUCUGUGAAAAUUACUGAAAUUCUGGAGAAAAUUCAGGAGAAACUUUUUAACGCAUCACUUGAGAAGUAGCUGCAAUAAUUUCUGCAAUUACUGUGAACAUUUCUGGAAAAUUAAAAUAUUUAAAAGUUUUUUCAAACUUUUACCCUUUGUAAGCAAUUACAGACAGUAGUGUCGAACACGUCAAGGGCGAAAAGUAACUAUAAUAAAGCAAAUAAAAAUAAUAGUAAAAAACUAUACAGAUCAAUUACGGCUGCAAUGCUGAGACCAAACGACAUAAUAUUCAUAGCAUUUAACAUCUGUUUGAUGACUCCUGGACGUAAUAACUCGCAUGAUUCUCGCUACUCAAUCACUAAUUACAAAUAAUCGAUAACAUGAACUUUACGACGACGACAAUUUGACCCGACUGACCUCGUCGCGAGCAUGAAUUCCAACCAUUCAUCACCAUGAAAUGGUUCCAAGCGUACAACUUCUUCGACUCAUUCCGUCCGGUCUACUUGGCUACGAAGCUCUUUCAUGUACAUUUCGAAACUCUGGACUUCAAGCGGCAAACCGUCGGACGUACUCUGAUCGAUCAAUUUCGUUUCAUUUUAAGUUUACUGCUGGAUAUCUCUUUCCUUUUCCGGAGUUUUACGGCCAAUCUUCCCUAUUUGUAUCUCACCGAGUCCGUUCUGCUCAACGUCGGGAACUACUUGAGCCUGAUGCUGCUCGCUACGUUGACGUACACUCUGUCACUGUGGAAUCACUGCAAAUCCAAAGAGAUUUUCCAACUCUGCGCUAGCAUCAACGACUGCGAUCGGAAGCUGGAAAAACUCGGGAUUCCCGUUGAUCAUCGGCGGCAUCACUUUGCCAGUACGCUGUCGACUGGCGUUUGGAUGUGCUUUUCAGUGAUUAUUACGUUGAAUGCUGUGUCCGUCCGGCGUAACAAGGUUUUCGAUCCGGAUAGAACUGAUGACUUCGAAGCGAUCAUCGUUGUGGCCAUAUUCAGAAUCUCCACCAAUUUCAGUUUGUUUGUUUGCUACACCAGUUUGACGCUCUUUUCGAUCAACGGACGGCUUGCUAAACUUCAGGCAUUCCUAGCAACUACCGCUCUUCCAACCUCAGGCAGUUCCAAGCGAAUUUGCCAAACGAUUCGUCGAAUCGCCGCCGUUCACGAUCAACUCAGCGAUACGAUUCGGAUGUUCAACGACUGCUACUCGGUCCACACCAUGUAUGGCGUGAUCGCGUCUUCAUCGUUUUCGGUUUUCGUCGUUUUUGGACUGAUCCACGCCUAUGCCUCCAAUGUGAGCGAAGUCACGAUGCAAAUAGCUUGGAGAAAUAUGCUGUACGAUCUGUUCUACGUGCUGAUGCUGGCAAAGAUGCUCCUCAGCACGAGCCUUGUCAGCAGGAAUGUAGGCGUUUGCAAGAUCAACCUAAUCUUGGAAGAAACAGUUCUUAGUUUGAUUUUUUUCCAGUGCAAACGAAUGGCGCACGCAAUACACAAAGCAAUAUGCUACCGAUCGUACGAUAAGCAGAUAUUCAACGAACUUGGACGAUUUUCGCAACAGUUAGAACAUAACGCACCGAAGAUCAGUUGCGGGUUGUUUGAUUUCGACUGGACACUUCUCUACUCGGUGUGUUUCGACAGGGUUAAGAAUGGAAGCAGUGAGAAGCUUAACGAUACUUUUUAUUUGCAGAUCGCUGGAUCGUUUGCGACCUAUCUGGUCAUUCUGCUACAGUUCGACUUGGUGAAUUUGAAUUUUGUUCGGGAGUAGUUUAAAGUGUAGUGGUGCACAUUCAUAAUCAUCGUAGAAUAUUAUGUGAAAGCUACGAAUAAAAGUUGCAAAAGAACAGCCUGAGCACACGAUUUUUAAAUAAGAUCAGUGUUCAACCGCGACCAGAUAUAAUCAAAGCUGACACGAAUUUUGUUCGAUGUGAUUAUAUUAUUUUGCAAUUUUCGUGAUUUCCUACAGAAACUUCUUCCUCAGAUGUUUUCUUCUUUUUUUUUCUUCUACUCUUAGAUUCCACCUGGAAGCAAGCAACGUUCUGAGCUUGUCAAAAUACUCUUGAUGAUCAUUAAGAAAUGUUUCUAAGAAUAUAUCUUUUAACUCUACAGAAAAUCAGGAAAAUGGUGGAGAUUAAACGAUGGAUUUUCAGACAUUUUAGAGCUCAUACCAUCAAAAAAUUUGUUUAAGAAUUCUUCAAUUCCUUUGAAUAAUUCUACUAGGAAUUCAUUCGAGAAUUCUUCAAUAGAUUCUUCUAGGAUUACAUUCAACAAUAUUACCAAAUAUUAAUUUGAAACAUCUUGCAUAUGAUAAUAAAUCUUCGAGCUGUUUAGUAGAAUACCUAUAAGUAGAUGAAAAAACCGAAUU
This is a messenger RNA of Aedes aegypti (yellow fever mosquito), 2856 nucleotides long. It is a transcript of the gene Gr26, whose product is annotated as putative gustatory receptor 28b. Bases 952 to 2259 code for a protein of 435 amino acids. The record is from RefSeq and is a predicted model, not a curated record. The transcript is spliced from 2 exons. NCBI's taxonomy places the organism in Eukaryota, Metazoa, Arthropoda, Insecta, Diptera, Culicidae. Gene Ontology annotation, biological process: sensory perception of taste. Gene Ontology annotation, cellular component: axon; membrane; dendrite.